AUGAAGCUUAUCAUCGCUGGUGCCACCGGAUUUGUAGGUAAGGAGCUCCUUAGCCAAGGCCUCUGCAAUCCCCAGGUCAGCUCCAUCAUUGCGAUUUCACGAGGGCCGGUGUCUGCUCCAGACGGGGCGAAUCAAUUCAAGCUUAAGAGUGUCGUCGUUAAAGACUAUGGCACCUACACUACGGGGGAUAGAAAGGAAUUCACGGAUGCAGCUGCAUGUAUUUGGACCGUUGGAGUCAUCCCUAUGAAGUCUCCGAAUAUGGCCUUCGAAGAGGUACGGAAAAUUUGUCUCGACGACACUAUAGGUAGCCUCAAUGUGAUGGUCGACUCCAAUCCAAUGAAGCCUUUCCGCUUCCUGUACAUGAGUGGCGCUGAUUCGGAGAGGGACCAGACCAAAGUGCCAAAGUUCAUGCCAGAGUACUUCUUAAUGCGGGCAUGUGCUACAUGA
Messenger RNA from Aaosphaeria arxii CBS 175.79, 447 nucleotides. RefSeq lists its product as uncharacterized. The transcript is spliced from 2 exons. The record is from RefSeq and is a predicted model, not a curated record. The coding region runs from base 1 to 447 and encodes 148 amino acids. Lineage: Eukaryota; Fungi; Ascomycota; Dothideomycetes; Pleosporales.